Messenger RNA from Patella vulgata (common limpet), 1667 nucleotides. RefSeq names its product microspherule protein 1. The coding region runs from base 100 to 1596 and encodes 498 amino acids. Gene Ontology annotation, biological process: positive regulation of transcription by RNA polymerase II. Gene Ontology annotation, molecular function: protein binding; G-quadruplex RNA binding. Lineage: Eukaryota; Metazoa; Mollusca; Gastropoda; Patellidae. Gene Ontology annotation, cellular component: Ino80 complex; MLL1 complex; NSL complex. The transcript is spliced from 12 exons. The record is from RefSeq and is a predicted model, not a curated record.
AUCAAAAUGGUGGAACAACGAGAAAAAUUUUGAAGAUGGACAAAUAAAUCAUUAAAAAAUAUUGUAAUUGUUGAAGAUUGGUGUCUUUAAUUGCCGAUUAUGGCAGAUACAGAAAAUUCAUCAACACCUGCUGUUGUUCCAGCUACUCCUCCUGCUGCACCCAGUCAGUUGAUUAAAACCCAAAUACUUCAAGUACCCUCCACACCAUUAACAACCACGCCUAAAGGAACUGUCAAAGUAACACCUCAACGAUCACUACGAACACCUUUAAAUUUAGACCCAAUCCCAGCUCGAAGAAGCUCAACUCGGUCUAUUAAAAGGAAGAAAUUUGAUGAUGAAUUGGUGGAAAGUAGUUUAAUUAAAACUGAAAGAACGACAGGUCGAAUAAAAACUCCAAUUGUGCCACCGGUGCCUGCUGUAGAAAAGGUUGAAGCACCUGUUUCAGUUGUUGUACCUCCUCCCCCCGAACCUCCAGCUCCCAUACCAGAGAAAAAGAUAAAAUUACCACCACCCAGCAAUAAUGCCAGGCCUGCAAAAUCCAGUGCUAAAAGAAACAAGAAACAAAGAGCAGCUGUACAAACGUCAAUGAAAGAUUUGGGUCGAUGGAAAGCACAGGACGAUUUAUUGUUGAUCAACGCUGUUCAACAAACUAAUGAUCUGAGUAUCGUUCAUCUAGGUGUUAAAUUCUCCUGUCAUUUUACAUUAAAAGAAAUACAAGAAAGAUGGUACUCUCUACUUUAUGAUCAGCAAAUAUCUAAAUUAUCUGUACAAGCUAUGAAGAUGUUACAUCCUGAUGUAAUUAAACAAGUUCAGUGUAAAGCUUUAUAUAAUAAUAAAGAAGAAGAAUUACUAGGACAUAUACCUUCUACCAAAAGUCCAUCUUUAGAAAAGUUUCAAGAAUUAAUAAAUGAAAAUCCAGAUGUAUUUCAUCCAGCUCGAACACCCAAAGCACUUCAUACUCAUUGGCUGUUAAUGAAACAGUAUCAUCUGCUUCCUGACCAAUCAGUCCAGCCAAUGCCAAGAGGUGAUCAUAUCUUAAAUUUUUCUGAUGCAGAAGAUGUGAUGAAUGAUGAAGAUUUAUUAGAUCAAAAAGAUGAUGUAGUAGAAAGAGAAUUAGCUAUAGCUGACAGAAGAAGUAAAAGAGAGAUACGAUAUUUAGAACAAGAAAUGCCUAAAUUACAAGUUUUAGUAGAUAAUGUCACAGGUAUUAGUCCACCUGAUUUUGAUAAUCAAACCUUAGCAGUUUUAAGAGGAAGAUUAGUUCGAUAUUUAAUGAGAUCAAAAGAGAUAACAUUAGGGAGAGCAACAAAAGAUAACAAUGUAGAUGUUGAUUUAUCACUUGAAGGUCCAGCAUGGAAAAUAUCUCGACAACAAGGAGUAAUAAAACUAAGGAAUAGUGGAGAUUUUUUUAUUGCAAAUGAAGGAAAACGGCCAAUUUAUAUUGAUGGAAAACCAGUUGCUAAGGGAAACAAACAAAAACUAUUUCAUAAUUCUGUAGUUGAGAUUUCAAGUUUACGGUUUAUAUUCCUAAUUAACGAAGAAUUAAUUAAAGUAAUGAGGACAGAUGUACCUAAGAUAAUACCUACAGUCUCAUGAAAUCUUGUUAUUUACACAAUUUGUUGUUAUUUGUACAUUUAUUUUGUAAAUAAAAAUAGUAGAAACUUGAA